AUGCUGGCAGCCUUUGAGCAGGAAGCCAAACAGGUCAACAAGCCCCGUCUCAUGAUCACUGCGGCUGUUGCUGCAGGAGUGUCCACCAUCGAGGCUGGCUACCAGAUUGCUGAGCUUGGAAAGUACCUGGACUAUAUCCAUGUGAUGACUUACGACUUCUAUAGCUCCUCGGAUGGACGCACCGGAGAGAACAGCCCUCUGUUUGGUGGGAGUAACAGCUACCUCAGUGUUGAUUAUGCGAUGAACUAUUGGAAGAGCAAUGGUGCCCCGGCUGAGAAGCUCCUUGUUGGAUUCCCAACCUACGGACAUAACUUCAACCUCCAAAACCCAUCUAACACUGCUGUUGGGGCACCAACAACAGGAGCUGGGCCAGCUGGACCUUACACAAAGCAGGCCGGGCUUUUGGCUUACUACGAGAUCUGCACCUUCCUGGACUCUGGAGCCACCCAGGCUUGGGAUGCCCCCCAGGACGUGCCCUACGCUUACAAAGGCAGCGAAUGGGUUGGCUAUGACAACAUCAAGAGCUUCAACAUCAAGGCUGACUGGCUGAAGAAGAACAACUUUGGAGGUGCCAUGGUUUGGACAAUUGAUCUGGAUGACUUCACUGGUACUUUCUGCAAGCAGGGCAAAUAUCCCCUCAUCACCACCCUGAAGAACAGUCUUGGUCUGCAAAACAGCAGGUGCAAGGCCUAUUAACCAUCCAGUCCUCAAGUUCAUGUAGCUCCUAAACAUGGAGGUGGAUUGGGAGUGUGAACAUGAGUUGGCGUAACCACUCAGGUGACUGUGGCAGAAGCGGUUUGUGUGCUGGCAAAGCCAUCCACUCUCCACCAACCAGUGUUUGAACAUCAAAAUUUCUUUGAGAAUUAGCAUGACAAUUUUGUCAAUAUUAAUUGCUCCUGCUACAGCUUGAAGAUACCAAUCCUAUUACAGCAAAUGAUCCCUCUGAUCUUAUUGCCUGGAAUAAGAAUGAUUAAAUAAAGUGUUCUGUA
This is a messenger RNA of Athene cunicularia (burrowing owl), 989 nucleotides long. Its product is annotated as acidic mammalian chitinase-like. Gene Ontology annotation, biological process: carbohydrate metabolic process; chitin catabolic process. The coding region runs from base 1 to 696 and encodes 231 amino acids. NCBI's taxonomy places the organism in Eukaryota, Metazoa, Chordata, Aves, Strigiformes, Strigidae. The record is from RefSeq and is a predicted model, not a curated record. Gene Ontology annotation, cellular component: extracellular region. The transcript has 6 exons. Gene Ontology annotation, molecular function: chitinase activity; chitin binding.